AGACAGACGGCCAGCUCAAAGAGGAAGAGCCCACAGCCCACAGCCGGAGAUGAUCAGAGGACUUAUUCUCACAGGACUACUGCUCCUGCUCUGGAGCCAGAUGGAUGUACAAGCUCACAUGUUGAGCAGACACAGUCCCGUCAGCAACAUGGCCAAGCUGAAGGGCUUGCUGCAGCAGCUUGAGGAGGCGGUGGCCGCAGAAGAGGCUCCUGAGAGAGCCGUCGAUUAUGAGGACAGCCUCCCGGCGCUGGAGCAGAGCCCGGCUUCUGCGUCCUGGGACAGAGACAGAGACCGAGAGGAGGAAGCAGCUCCGGCGGAGGACACCAGCCCCCCGGAUGGAUUUGAGACGCAGAGGAAUCGCCUCAUAGAUCUCCUCAUGUCAACCCGGAGCAAAAGCCUGUCUGGCUGUUUCGGGGGACGGCUGGAUCGUAUAGGGUCCUCCAGCACCCUUGGGUGCAACUCUAAAAAAGGUUAGCUACAAUGAGAGAAUAAAGUAAAGUUAAGAUUACAAAAUAUAUUUAUGAUACAUAAAUUAUUUUACAUCUGGGCAGUUGUCCAUAAACUUUUUAGCUUAAAAUGUACGUGUAUUUAAGAGAAGGAAAAAACUCAGUAAAUCUAAGUCAAAAGCUAAGGUCCUGUAACUUUUACCAUUUUCCUCCCAAUUUUAAAUUACCUUCAUCUUCAAUAAGUAAUUUUACAUGGUUCUGUGGUGUGACAAAUGAACAUAAAAUUAAAAUUAUCUCAUGUUAACUGUGAGAAAAAAGAAAAGAAAAAAAAGAUACUAUUAAUUUUCUGUCUGGUUUAUUGUACAGUACAAUAAGGUCGCAUUACUUAACAUUAGUUAAUACAUGAACUAACCCUAACUAACAAUAAGCUACGCAUUUAUUACAGUAUUCAUUUAUCUUUGUUAAAUUUAUUUAAUACAAAAACAACUGUUCGUUGUUAGUUAAUGUUAGCUCAGGACCAUUAAAUUAUAUGAACAAAUACAUCUUUUGAUGUAAAUUAUUAGUAAAACAAAAUGAGCAUUAAGAUUAAUAUCAUCUUAACUAAUGUAGUCAACUAAAUGAAACCUUAUUGUAAAGUGUUGCCCAUAAAACUGAACUCAAUGCAAUGCGUAAUUUGAAAUAUAUGGGGGAAACAUAAAACAUGUGAAAAAUAAACAGAACAAUUGCUUCAUUGUGUCAUAUAACAGUAUAUUGGCCUUUUGUAGUAUAAAUAUCAGUGUACUAUAAACAUUAACUCAUAAUUGCAUGUAUUAUGGAAAAUACAUUUGUGGAGUAGAAAACAGGUUGAUGAAAAAUAACUUUACAAAAUGCAUGCUAAACUGAAACUGUGUGGACAUUUCUGUUAAAACCUUGAAACAUGGAAAUGAAUGUAACGUGGAAAUGAAACCAGCAAUACUUUGUUACAAAAUUCUUCCUUAUUUUGCAAUGCCUGUUUUGCUUUAUAUUAUCUGAUGGUUCAUAUUUGUUUGAUAUAUUUAUUAUGUACAAGUAGUUGAGUGCUAAUAAGGAUGUGAUAUGUGGCGGUACUCACGAUAAUUAUGUGCAUUAAUAAUGUUUUACUUAUUCUGCAGUCAUUUAUGAGGUUUAUGAGAUUGCAGUUCUCCUGUCUGGUGUGUAGUUCUGCUUUUAAUGAAGAAUAAGCGGCAUCGAAGUUAUUCUGAUAUUCCUCUUGUCACAUUUGAAGAUGUACUUAAAAAUAAAAUGUUGUUUCAAGAACAGUAUGAACAGAUUUUAAAGGUUUUUUUAGUUGUAGAAAGUGAUAAUAAAAUGAUAACAAAAUCCA
Molecule: messenger RNA, 1788 nt
Organism: Carassius gibelio (silver crucian carp)
Lineage: Eukaryota; Metazoa; Chordata; Actinopteri; Cypriniformes; Cyprinidae
Product: natriuretic peptides A-like
Exons: 2
Coding region: 50-475 (141 amino acids)
Biological process (GO): neuropeptide signaling pathway; negative regulation of systemic arterial blood pressure; receptor guanylyl cyclase signaling pathway
Cellular component (GO): extracellular region; cytoplasm; nucleus
Molecular function (GO): hormone activity; hormone receptor binding
Source: RefSeq, a predicted model, not a curated record